GGAUAAAAUACCUCCAUUUAUCGAGAAAAUAUAUUUACAAGCACAAUGGCUUACCACAAUUCUUAUUUCGUAUUUCAUAGGUAUGUCGCCAAUGAUGAUUUAUGCUUUAAAAUUGUAGCGCAACUGUUUUUCUUUGUUUUGUUUCAGCUUUUAGGUGAGAGUGGGGACAUUUCGUAUUUCAGGAACGGUUUUGAACUAUGAUAAAGAUAUAUUUAUAAUAAUUUUAAAUUACAUUGUUACUUAAUAUUUGUAUUAGGUACAUAUUUUACGAGCAUAUAUUUUUUUAGCUAGUUCUUACAUAUUUUACAGAACUGCUGUCUGAAAACUUUCAGGCUUCCUUUCAAAAUCGUAGCCCAAAUAUUUUUAACAAGCUUUGCAGGGAGGACAGUCCUAAUUUCAGGAAUGGCACAGUUAUAGACAAUCCCGAGCGUGAUAAAUGUGAUAUAAUGAAUAUUGAUGAUAAUCAUAAACACCUGUUUCAAACAAUAUUCUGCCUGGAUAGCUGGAUGAAUGUUGAUGGGUAAAGAUAGAGGAUGAAUAGGAACAAUAGAAAUAUCUUAAGAAUGAUUGAAGCCCCGAUUUAUAGUAUGCUGCAAUAUACGAAAACAGCAAUCAAACAAAUAUCAACAUUUUUACAGGAUAAACCUGUGUUUCUAAAAAUACGGGACAUAUGUGAGAAAAUAACAUUCCGAGGUCGAAAGUUAUACUCCUUCACGUUCUUGAAGAUGAUUACAGGCUGGUACAUGCAGAAUGAACAUCAAUUGAAUUGCGAAUUGAAAUAAUGAAGAGGUUAAUAACUGAGGCAUGCUGGGGCGGGUUAUAGGUUUUCGAUUGUACAAAUGAAUCCAGAAUUGUGGAACGACUUGAUUUUUCUUCACCUGAUACAAUUAAUCUGAUCAGUGACGGUUGAGGUUUUCUAGGGGUUUCCCUCGCCCAAGUGCGAAUGCAGUCACCAAAAAAAAAACAUAUUCCCCUAAUAAAUAGUAGAAAAAAUGAAAAUCAGUUCUCCUAU
Messenger RNA from Acanthoscelides obtectus, 1012 nucleotides. The record is from the annotation of a GenBank genome assembly. Lineage: Eukaryota; Metazoa; Arthropoda; Insecta; Coleoptera; Chrysomelidae.